Molecule: messenger RNA, 1690 nt
Organism: Scophthalmus maximus (turbot)
Lineage: Eukaryota; Metazoa; Chordata; Actinopteri; Pleuronectiformes; Scophthalmidae
Gene: ebi3
Product: Epstein-Barr virus induced 3
Exons: 6
Coding region: 190-948 (252 amino acids)
Biological process (GO): cytokine-mediated signaling pathway
Cellular component (GO): external side of plasma membrane; membrane; signaling receptor complex
Molecular function (GO): cytokine binding; cytokine receptor activity
Source: RefSeq, a predicted model, not a curated record
CUCGAACACACACACACACACACACACACACACACACACCCAGGCGAGGAGACGGGGCUGAUGGUUAUCUCUGAACUUUGACAGGGAACAUAAACACAGAGGGAGGCACAAAGUGAGGCCGUCAGCACAGUGUCGAUACAAAUAGCAGGUUAUAGUUAUUGUUCUGAAUAUUCUGACGGAAGGGCUGCGAUGUUCGGCAUCGUGAUUCUCCUCAUGUGCGUCCUGGGAGGACGAGCACUGGACCUGCUGAGAGCAACUGACACACCAAGGAAUCAUACUUCGCCAGAUCCGCCCCCCGCUCCCAGGGUGCACUGCUGGUGUGCGAGCUAUCCAAAUGUGACUCUCUGCUCGUGGGCCGAACCUUCCCCCUCCCCACCGGUACACUACGUUGCCACCUACAGUGAGAGACACGGGCAGCCAGACACCAAGAGGUGCCACCUCAUCCCUCCCAGCUCUUCAUCCUCUGUGUCGUCGUCGUCGUCAUCAUCCUCCUCAUCCCCAUCGGCGCAGCUCUGGCAAUGCCAACUGUCCGACCUGAAGCUCCUCACCGACUACAUCAUCAACGUCACGGCUGUCCAUUCUGGCGGAAGCAGCUCCUACCUGUCAAGUUUCAUGUUGGAGGAUAUCGUGAGACCAGAUCCCCCCGCGGACGUCCGGGUUUCCCCUCACAACGGCAGAGACCUGCUGGUGGAAUGGUCUCCUCCCUCCACCUGGAACGACCUGGAUAUCUUCCCCCUGAAAUACCAGAUAAUGUACCAGUGGGAAAUCAGGGGCAUCCCGAAAUCUGUCAACCUGGGUCCGUUCGAGAGCUCCAAGGUGGAGCUGAAGGGGCUGAGCCCGGGGAGGACGUACCUGUUCCGGGUGUGCGCCAGGGAGCUGCUGGGUCUGGGCAAGUUCAGCAGCUGGAGUUCACCCGUAAAUAUCACCAUACCAAGGACCAAGCCGUAGACUCUCUCUCCCUCUCUCACGCACGCCGUUUUAUUUACCUCUCCGUCCUUCAGAGCUACCAGUGAGCUGAAACUGAAGGACCCGCCGCAGGGUUUGCAUCACCAACGUUUGGACUGCACGUACAGUGCAAGCAAAGGUCGUUGAUCUUCUGUUUUUAUUUAUAAAGUAACGGGUUUGAUUUCAUUGCCUCAGUGUUUGUUGUAAUGCUGUCGGUUUGUUGUUAGUCGUCAUUUGUCUCCGAGGAGACUGCGCCACAGUGUGCAGAAUUAAAUUAAAACGAGGCUGUCGUGAUCCAACAGUAUCAAAAACAUUUGAAAAACUUUAUUUUUUUGGGACCUUUUGUGACCUUUUGGGGAUUUGUAUUUCAGAUGAAUAGACUUGCUAGAACUUGGUUUUCAGGUGUUUGCGCCUUGAGUUUAGUAUUAGUAUUACCUUGAAGUGUCUUUGUUCAUGUGUGUCUCUUUUCAUUUACUUCCUGUCUUUGGCAUUUUUGCCCUGCUGCGUUUCACCUGUAUUCAAUUGUCCCUGCCUCCCUUGAGGAUUUAGUCUCUGUGCCUCUUGUCUCGGUUCUCCUCAGGACUGUUUGGUUCCAUUCCCUGAAGUGUAUCUGUUCGAGUUUUAUCAGUGUUUUCGCUACCUGCCUUUUUAAGUCUGGAUUCCUCCGUUUCUAUGUUCCUGUUGGUUUUUUUCCUUUCAAAGCCUGUGAACCUGAUUCUUUCGAUUAAAUAUUCUCUGCUCAGCA